This is a messenger RNA of Prosopis cineraria, 3252 nucleotides long. RefSeq names its product MDIS1-interacting receptor like kinase 2-like. Gene Ontology annotation, molecular function: protein kinase activity; ATP binding; protein binding. Gene Ontology annotation, biological process: protein phosphorylation; hormone-mediated signaling pathway. Lineage: Eukaryota; Viridiplantae; Streptophyta; Magnoliopsida; Fabales; Fabaceae. The coding region runs from base 1 to 2766 and encodes 921 amino acids. Gene Ontology annotation, cellular component: plasma membrane. The record is from RefSeq and is a predicted model, not a curated record. The transcript has a single exon.
AUGGUGUUCAAGCCCCAAAAGGCCGAUCCCACUCUUCCACAACGUCUAACUUCAUGGCGAAUUCUCGGCAUAUUCUUCUUCUGUGCCUUCAUGGUGUUCUCUUCAUCCCAUGCUACUGAGGAAGCAAAUGCUCUUUUGAAGUGGAAAGCUAGCCUUGCAAACCAAAGCCAAGCUAUCUUGUCCUCUUGGAAUGGCACUGAUCCUUGCAAACACUGGACAGGAAUUAUAUGUGAUGGUGAGUCCAUGUCUGUCUCCACCAUAAAUGUUACAAGCUUUGAGAUACAAGGUACACUUGACAGUCUCAACUUCUCUUCUUUCCAUAAACUCAAGGUUUUAGAUAUUAGUUACAAUGAAUUUUUUGGAACUAUUCCAAGCCAAAUUGGUAACUUGUCCAGCAUUUUCAAAUUACAUAUGCAUCAUAAUUUCUUGAGUGGUUCCAUCCCACCAGAAAUAGGAGUGUUGACUAUUUUGAAUGAGGUUUGUAUUGAUGUGAAUAAUCUCACCGGUAGAAUCCCCAAAGAAAUUGGGAACUUGAGGAAUUUGGAAAAACUAUCCCUUUACAUGAAUAAUCUGUUUGGUUCUAUUCCUCAAGAAAUUGGAAUGCUGAGUAAUCUCAUAGAGGUUGACUUGUCAAAGAACACAUUAUUAAAGGGAAGCAUCCCUUCUUCAAUAGGAAAUUUGACCAAACUAAAAUAUCUUAACCUCUCUCAAAAUAGUUUCUCAGGCAUCAUUCCUAGCGAACUUGGGAAUCUCUGUUCUCUCAUCAAUUUAGAUUUGUUUGAGAAUAACUUGCAUGGGCCUAUACCACCCUUCAUUGGAAACUUCACAAAUCUCACCAUAUUAAAUUUGUGGACCAACAGACUUUGGGGAUCAAUUCCAACCUCUAUAGGAGAGAUGGCCAGCAUAGAAGAAAUCAACCUUGCAAAUAACUUUCUUUAUGGACCUAUUCCGACUACCAUAGGAAAUCUAACAAAGCUCAAGGUCCUAAAUUUGAACAUAAACAAACUUAAUGGGAGCAUUGCAUUAGAGAUGAACAACCUUACCAAGUUGAAUGAUUUACAACUUAGUGCAAAUGACUUUACCGGCAAUUUGCCACAACAAAUUUGCCUUGGUGGGUCACUUGAGUAUUUCACCACAGUUGCAAACAUAUUCACAGGUCCUGUUCCAACAACCUUGAAAAAUUGCUCUAGCCUUAUCAGACUUAGACUUGAUAAUAACCAACUUGUUGGAAAUCUAACAAGUGAUUUUGGCGUGUAUCCAAAUUUGAAAUACAUCGAUUUGAGUGGCAAUAAAUUUUAUGGCCACAUUUCAUCUUUGUGGGGGAAAUGUCAUAAUCUUACAGCACUUAAGAUUUCCAACAACAAUCUUUCUGGUAGUAUACCUGCAGAAAUUGGAGAGGCAACCAAUCUUGGGGAACUCAAUGUCUCUUCAAAUCACUUAACAGGAGAAAUUACAAAAGAAUUGGGGAAGAUGAUCUCACUGACUAGACUUUCUCUGAGCAAUAAUCAAUUUUCUGGCAAGAUUCCUCAAGAAAUAGGAUCAUUGAAUGAGCUUGAAGAAUUGGAGUUGGCGGAAAAUUGUUUCAUUGGAUCAAUCCCUAAAGAGCUCGGAGGACUAAAUAAGUUAUGGCUAUUGAGCUUGAGCAAAAAUAAGUUAGAGGGAAGUAUUCCCCUUGAAUUUGGUCUCUUAAAAGCUUUGCAAGAACUUGACCUUAGCGUAAAUAUGUUAAGGGGAACAAUACCAACAACCCUUGGAAGAUUAAUGAUGUUGGAAUAUUUGAACCUGUCACAUAAUAAUCUCUCUGGCAUAAUUCCAUCCAAUUUUGAUGACAUGACAAGCUUGACAUCUGUGGACAUAUCAUACAACCAUUUAGAGGGACCUCUUCCAAACAUUCUUGCCUUUCGAAAUAUUACAUUUCAAGAAGUGAGGAAUAAUAGAGGUUUAUGUGGCAAUGUCACUACUUUAGAGGCUUGCAAUAGACAAAGCAUUAACAUACCACAUGGUCGUAUGGACAAAAAUGUGAAGCUAUCAAUGUUAGUAUUUCUUUGUUUUGUGCCUCUAAUUUUAGUAGUGGGUUCUUGUGUUUUGAUUCAAAAGUCAAAGAAGAAUGAAAGUCAAGAACAGGAAGAACUAGGUCUAAACAUUUUCUCCAUGUCCUGCUUUGAUGGGGAAAUCUUAUAUGAAAAAGUUAUUAAAGCUACAGAGGAUUUUAACGACAAGUAUCUCGUUGGGAUGGGAACACAAGGAAGUGUUUAUAGGGCUGAGCUGGUUGAAGGUCAAUUUUUUGCUGUGAAGAAGCUGCAUCCUAGCUGUAAUACAAAUCCUUCCCAUUUUAAAGCACUCUCAAAUGAAGUUGAAGCAUUGACAGAAAUCAAACAUCGUAACAUAGUGAAAUUACUUGGAUUUUUUUUGAAUCCAUGCCUCUCAUUCCUAGUUUAUGAGUUUGUAGAAGGUGGUAGCUUGGAUAAGAUUUUAAAAAAUGACAAGCAAGCAAUAACAUUUGGCUGGAAUAAGAGAGUGAAUGUUGUUAAAGGCGUGGUUGAUGCAUUAUUCCACAUACAUCACAACAUCUCAUGUCCCAUAAUUCAUCGUGACAUAUCAAGCAAAAAUGUUUUGUUAGAUUCAGAAUAUCAAGAAGCUCACAUCAUUGACUUUGGAAUAGCUAAGUUUCUAAAUGUUGACUCAAACAAUAUGACCUCAUUUGCUGGAACCUUAGGCUAUGCUGCUCCAGGUGAGGUCCUUUACUUUACAGCCAAACAACUUUAAUUCAUUAUUAUAUUUUAGGCAUUGUAAUAUAGUUUAUGUCCUUAUAUUUUAACAUGCAUGGUGCAGAGAUUGCUUUCACUAUGCAAGUAAAUGAGAAAUGUGAUGUUUAUAGUUUUGGAGUUCUCACAUUGGAAAUCCUUAUGGGAAAACAUCCAGGGGAGCUUAUUGAAUCUCUAAGAGAGAUUCCAACAUCCUAUGAUUUGCCAUUUAAGAAUGUGUUGGAUCAGCGGCUUCCUCCACCCUCAGACUUGGUUCUUGAGGAAGUAAUAUUGAUUGCAAAAAUAAUACUUGUUUGCUUGAAUGACAAUCCACAUCAUCGUCCAACCAUGGAACAAGUCUGUUUGCAACUUGAGAGGCCUGAAUCUUAUUUUGUGAACCAAUUUGACAACAUCACCAUUGGACAACUCAUGAAAGUUUAAACUUUUGUAAUAAUUAUGUUGGUUGUCUUCUGCAUUUACCAUUGUAUCUAUUUUCCUAUAUAAUGUG